AGUACGUGUGCCUUCAAAACCCCCUCUUAGGGUUUUGGAGAAACACCAGCGAAGCUAAACCUUGUGGUUAUCAAUGGAGGAAACGCAAAUUGAAACCGUGAAAACCUCCGAUAAGCUAGUAUUUUUCCCUCCUCACCGUCGGAGACACCUCAAGAGCGAAACUUAUCGAACUUUGGUUCGGAUUUUCUCCCAAUUCUGCGACGAAUCGCCUUCUUCUCUCGCAACUCAUAAUGUCGAUCACGAGCUAAAUACAGAAAAUGGUGGCGAUGAAUUUGGGCAAACAACCGAAAAACAAGCGUCACAGCAAGUUGAAUUGGUUAGAAAUGAUAGCAUGGAGGCAAAGAGUUUGGUGUUUGAGAAAGAAUGUGAAGUUACUUUGAGUGGUGAUAAUAAUGGUUCCCAAGAUAGAAGGCUGAAUGAACAAAUGACAAUCAAUCAGAUUGAGCAGUUGAUGAGAUUAGACGAAAAUGAUGGUUUGUCAAAUCAAAAGGCUGAGAUUGGAUUCCAAAACCCGGGGAUUGGUCCUGAACAGAUGCUAAUAGAUGAGUUAGAGCAUAUUGUGAAAGGAAAACGAGCUAUUGUUCUUGAAAAUAAUUUGAAGCCCCCACAAAUUCCAUUGGUUGAAAAUCGUAGUGACAUAAAUGAAGAUGAGUUAUUGUAUCACAAAGAAGAACAUGUGGACUUGCGACAAAGCGGUAUAAAAAGAUCUGUAAGUGCCUGUCAAACACUUUCGUCUUCGGAUGAUGAUAUCAGGAUUGGAGGAAGUGCCAGUCCUAGAGAGAAAGGUGAGAACAUACAUUCUUUGUUGAAUAAUGAAGUUAUGCUACUGAAUAACUCUUCUAUCGCCUUUAAUGAAUCUGGUGAGGUUGAAAAAGCGAAAAACCAUGCUCAAAAGGGUUGUGAAGACUCUAAUUUAUUGUUAGACAAAAAUACAGUUGCUGACACUUUGGACGCCUCCAAUAAUAAUGACGGUCAGGGAUCACCGAAAGCUGAUGCUUUGAAGGUAGAUCAUGAAAUGCCAGUAAAGGAUAAGGAAUUAGAGAACCCAGUUUGUGGUGGUGACACGGUGGGUUCUGCUGGUCAUAUGACAGAAGAUGUAGAUAUGGAAGAGGGAGAAAUUUCUGGUUAUUACAGCAUGGAUGACAUUUCAAUGGACACGCUACUGCAAGAUGCUGAGGUGUUGGAGGGUAAGAGGGAAAGUGAAGAGCCUCUGAAUAGGUGCUUAAAAGAUAAAAGAGAGUUCUUGGGUGAUGAACCAAAUGAAGCAGAUUCUGGGUCCACUUUUUUUGCUUUUGACAAAGUUGAUAAAAACAAUAAUGGUGCAGUGGGACUCAGGGAAAUCGAUUUUAGUAAAACAAUUUGUGCAACUGAUAUUGUUGUUCACAAAGAGACUUUAGGAGCUGGGAAACUGGAUGUAAACGAUUCUGUGCCACCGGCUCAAAAAAUUGAAAAGAAAGGCACAGAGGGAAUUAAUAAUGUAGUAUUGUGCGGACGAAUCUUAGAAGACGAUGCGACAAGGCAUUAUAAAGUAUCUACCCAAAAGGAAGACUCUAAAGUCCAUCUCAAGAGAAAGAGGGGUCCUUCUACAAAGGAAAAUAAAGCAAAGAAAAAAGCAAAGGAGCGAAAGAAACGAGCGGAAAAGAAUAGACAACUUGGUGUUAAAAGGUUGAAACUGCCUUUAAUAUCAAAACCGAAAACUGUUUCAUAUUGCCGUCACUACCUAAAUGGAAGGUGCCAAGAGGGUGACAACUGCAAAUUUUCUCAUGAUAUCGUACCUUUGACCAAGUCCAAGCCUUGCUGUUAUUUUGCACGCCAACAAUGCAUGAAAGGGGAUGACUGUCCAUUUGAUCAUGAACUCUCUAAGUAUCCCUGUAGCAACUUUGUGUCUAAAGGUUUCUGCAGUAGAGGUGAUGAUUGCAUGUUUUCGCACAAGAUAGUAGCUAAGGAUGGUUCCAUCACUGUUUCAAAGGCUAUGGAAACUGAAAUGAAACUAGCAUCCUCGAUGGAUAACUCAAUGUCUAAGAAGCAACAGAAAAAUGACGGUGCAUUCCACCAUACUUCCAGUUUGUUAUCCUACUCCAAACAGAUGUGUUCUCAGAAGAAUCCUGAAAAGAAUGUAAAAGAGACUGUUUCAAAACAAUCUGAAAUGGUAGCUAAAGGAACCAGUUUUCUUUCUAUUGUUGCGAAUGCACCAUUGGGUGAUUCCAAUAAGCUCAAACAACAAAUAUUGUCUCCAAAUAAUGAGAAUCGUAGUGAGCAAAGUGGGUCAAGUGUGGUUCAGAACUCAAAUGAGAUUUUAAGCAAAACUCCACCAGUAGUAGCACCAAAAGGGAUAAAUUUUCUCGCUUUUGGAGUUCAACGGGAUGAUUUGAGUUGUAGAAAAUCAGGUAGCGUGUCGUCAAGUGGGGAUUCAGGUGCGGUUCAGAAUUCAAAUGAGAUCUUAAACAGAACUCCACCAGUAGUAGCACCAAAAGGAAUAAAUUUUCUCGCAUUUGGAGUUCAACGGGAUGAUUUGAGUAGUAGAAAAUUAGGUAGCACGUCAUCAAGUCAGGAUAAUGGUGUGAAACUGUCACCUUUGGAAAAUUCUAAUACGCAUAAUCAAAAUAGUUCAGCUUCAUACUCAAAUCUGAUGCUAAAGGGGAUUCAGCCUGCAGCGGUGCCAAAAGGAAUAAGCUUUUUGUCUUUUGGAAAGGGUUCAACAGAUGAUUCUUGCAAUAAAGGAAAGGCUGUGUUGGCAUCCAGUUUGGAUAAUGGUACUGAUAUUUGUGUUAAAGGGAAAGAAAAAGCUUUAGAUGAACCAAAACUUUCAAUUACAACCUCAUCGGAUCUUGCAUCUUCCAUAAUUUCUCAAGUUCAAUCUUCAAGCAGUUCAGCAUCCAGGAUCUUUAAAGACACUCCACAUUCAGCUCAGAUGGCACUCUUGUCAACGCUUGCAUUUGCUGCCAAGUGUGAAUCUCGAACGAAAUUAAAUCAGUCAAAUCGCGAUCCAUCAGUUGCUACCGAGACUGAUAAGGACACAAGGCAUAAAGGCGUAAUCGGAUGUUCACAGGAUGAUUUGGCAAAAGCCUCGAAAAUUUUGGAGUUCUUGUCUAGUAUUGGUAGUAAGAGUAAGCAGUAAUGCAUGUUGCUUGAUCCUCAACAGUGAAUUGAAUUCUAGACGGUGACGACAAAAAGCUGAUGUGGCCUAUCCAAGUUUGUUGCUCUGUUCAGUUUUGGAGCACAGCAGUAGGAAUAUGGAAUUCAUUGUUCUCGCCCUCGUUUGGCACAAAAAGCGGUUUUUUCUACUAUUUUCCUUCACUACCGUCACUCAGGUUAAUUUUGAAUUCUUUCUUCUGACUUAGAUCCUUGGAAAGGAUUGGUUCAACAUUUUAUCACCAAAAUGUUCUCUCCCAGAUCGGGGUAAAAAAGUUCAAUACCAACCUUAUUUAACUCGAAGUAAAUACAGACACUUAUCAAGUUUUUGGAUCACGCGUUACCUUUCACAACAACUCUUUACCUUGAAAGCCAUCAAGGUACACAGGAUAGAUCAUUUCUGCUAAAAGCCUCAGACAACUAGUGUCCGUGCAUUAACUUUUCGAGGGUGUCUUCAUUUCAAUGCAUUCUCUCUUUAUAAGCCAUUUAGCGUUGGAUCUAGUAAAAUUUAGGAAAAGGUCUUAUAUGUUCUUGUCCUUAAAGAUCUUUGGCAAAACUAUAUAUGACUUCUAUAAGUAUGGUCUGUAGUACUCCAUUCAAUUAUAUAUAUAUACAU
This is a messenger RNA of Morus notabilis, 3748 nucleotides long. RefSeq lists its product as uncharacterized. The transcript is spliced from 9 exons. Gene Ontology annotation, molecular function: metal ion binding; RNA binding. Gene Ontology annotation, cellular component: nucleus. The record is from RefSeq and is a predicted model, not a curated record. NCBI's taxonomy places the organism in Eukaryota, Viridiplantae, Streptophyta, Magnoliopsida, Rosales, Moraceae. The coding region runs from base 74 to 3118 and encodes 1014 amino acids. Gene Ontology annotation, biological process: negative regulation of DNA-templated transcription.